This is a messenger RNA of Procambarus clarkii (red swamp crayfish), 1569 nucleotides long. Its product is annotated as EH domain-containing protein 3. NCBI's taxonomy places the organism in Eukaryota, Metazoa, Arthropoda, Malacostraca, Decapoda, Cambaridae. Gene Ontology annotation, biological process: endocytosis; endosomal transport. The record is from RefSeq and is a predicted model, not a curated record. Gene Ontology annotation, cellular component: cytoplasm; plasma membrane. Gene Ontology annotation, molecular function: protein binding; GTP binding; calcium ion binding.
AGACUCAUUGCCACCAUGUUUUCCUGGAUACACAAGGACGAGGUGAUUAAGAUGGUAGACAUGUACGAGGCUGUAAUGGGCAGGCUGAAGAAAGUGUACAAGACGAAGGUGUUCCCGCUGGAGUCGAACUACCAGUUCCACGACUUCCACUCCCCCGCCCUCGAUGAUCCAGACUUUGAUGCCAAGCCCAUGAUCCUGCUGGUGGGGCAAUACUCGACCGGUAAGACCACUUUCAUCCGCUACCUCUUGGAGAGGGACUUCCCAGGCAUCAGGAUUGGACCCGAGCCCACCACAGAUGGCUUCAUUGCUGUCAUGUACGGAGACACAGAUGGCACCAUCCCGGGGAACGCCUUAGUGGUGGACCCCAAGAAGCCCUUCAGACCUCUCUCCAAGUUUGGAAAUGCUUUCCUCAACCGGUUCCAGUGCUCACAAGUGAACUCUACGGUGCUGAAGGGAUUGUCUGUCAUUGACACGCCCGGCAUCCUCUCUGGGGAGAAGCAACGGGUGGACCGAGGUUACGAGUUUACAGGUGUCUUAGAGUGGUUCGCUGAGCGGGUAGACAGAAUUAUUCUCCUCUUUGAUGCGCACAAACUGGAUAUCAGUGAUGAGUUCAGGGAGUUCAUUCAAUCGCUCCACGGCUAUGACGACAAAAUUCGUCUUAUCCUUAACAAGGCAGACCUGGUCGAUCGUCAGCAGUUGAUGAAAGUGCUAUGUUCUCUCAUGUGGUCUUUGGGGCAGGAGUUCUCAAUAUCACAGGUGCCAAGGGUGUACAUAGGAACUUACUGGGACCAGCCGCUCCAUUCCGAUGCCAACCGAAGGUUGUUUGAAGCCGAGGAGCAAGAUUUGUUCUCAGACUUAGUAUCUCUGUCUCGCGAUUCUGCUCUAAGGAAGCUCCAGAAAGUCAUUAGACGCGCCCGGCUCGCUAAGGUUCAUGCAUACCUUGUCUCAGAGUUGAGGAACUUGAUGCCUUCUUUGCUUUUCAAGGAGACAGCGAAGAAAAAACUGAUCAUGCAGUUAAAUGAAGUUUAUGACAAACUUAGGAAAACACACAAAUUCGCCCCAGAUGACUUCCCACACCUGGAGGAAAUGCAGGAGCAGCUUCAGCAGCAUGACUUUACCUUAUUCAGUAAACUGAAUCUCAAAGACGUGGAAGCUGUCAAUAAGAUGAUCGUUGAAGACAUCCCAGUUUUGGUAGCCGAGACGUUCUUAGCGGAUAUGAACACGGCCAAGGAAGAUAUUCUUGCAGAUGACGGUGCGUACGGAGGUGUGAGAAACAUCACGUUGAUGAAGAAAGUUAAACCAGGGGACAAAGACAACUACAAUUGUAGUAAACUCAUAAACAGCUUACCCUUCAGUAACGGCAAGAUCUCUAUUGCAGCGGCUAAGAACGAGAUGCAUAAGCCCGAGUUGCCCAACUGUGUACUAGAUAAAGUCUGGGCGACAUGUGAUAUCGACAAGGAUGGCAUGUUAAAUGCAGAUGAGCUGAUAAUAGCAGUAAGGGUUUUCAGCAUCCUAGUGCCAGAAUAUGCCAAGAAGAGCCAUCCUUCCCAGUGAGUGACUUCAGCAUCC